This is a messenger RNA of Cololabis saira (Pacific saury), 3802 nucleotides long. It is a transcript of the gene katnb1, whose product is annotated as katanin p80 (WD repeat containing) subunit B 1. The coding region runs from base 427 to 2523 and encodes 698 amino acids. Lineage: Eukaryota; Metazoa; Chordata; Actinopteri; Beloniformes; Belonidae. Gene Ontology annotation, cellular component: katanin complex. Gene Ontology annotation, biological process: microtubule depolymerization; microtubule severing. The record is from RefSeq and is a predicted model, not a curated record. The transcript has 20 exons. Gene Ontology annotation, molecular function: microtubule binding.
UCCGUUGCUAGGCUGCAGCGGGAUCAGCGAGCACGUCAACAGGUCGCUGUCGGCUCAACCUGCGUUUUUAUCUGCGUUUACCUGCGGCGGGUCACGUGUUUCCCCGCGGCUCGACCUCACCUGCUAACGCCGAGCUGAGGGAGCUGAGAGCCGGCCCCAGGAGCUCAGGUCCAACCAACCUGAGCUCCACGUGGUUCUGGUGAGCCGCGUCUCCAGCCAGGGGCCACCGUCUCCAGCCAGGGGCCACCCUCUCCAGCCAGGGGCCACCAUCUCCAGCCAGGGGCCACCAUCUCCAGCCAGGGGCCACCGUCCCCAGCCAGGGGCCACCGUCUCCAGCCAGGGGCCGCCGUCUCCAGCCAGGGGCCGCGGCCCAGGCGCAGCCUCAUGAAGUAGCCCCCACUAGCAGCGUCUCCCAAAGUGAGCAGCAUGGCUGCUUCCAACACCAAGAUGUCAUGGAGGCUGCAGGAGUUCGAGGCUCAUUCCCGCUCUGUUUCCUGCCUGGCUCUGGGGAAGAGCUCCGGCCGCCUGCUGGCCACCGGGGGGGAGGACUGCAGGGUCAACAUCUGGGCCGUCAGCAAAGCCAACUGCAUCAUGAGCCUGACGGGCCACAAGACCCCUGUGGAGUGUGUCCAGUUCAACGCAUCAGAGGAGCAGGUUGUGGCUGGUUCCCAGUCUGGCUCCAUACGCAUCUGGGACCUGGAGGCCGCCAAGAUUUCACAGACGCUGGCGGGACACAAAGCCAACAUCACCAGUCUGGGAUGUCAUCCAUACGGAGACUUCCUGGCCUCCAGCUCCAUGGACACCAACAUCAAGCUGUGGGAUGUCCGGAGGAAGGGCUACGUGUUCAGGUACAAGGGUCACUCUCAGGCUGUCAGGAGUCUGGCCUUCAGUCCAGAUGGGAAGUGGUUGGCCUCGGCGAGUGACGACUGCACGGUGAAGCUGUGGGACCUGACUCAGGGGAAGACCCUCACCGAGUUCACCGCUCACACGGCGGCCGUCAACAUCGUCCAGUUUCACCCCAACGAGUACCUGCUGGCGUCCGGCAGCUACGACAGGAGCAUCAAGCUAUGGGACCUGGAGAAGUUCAGCAUGAUCGGAUCGCUGGAGGGAGACACGUCUGCCGUCAGGUGCAUGUGCUUCAGCGCUGACGGCUCCUGCCUCUACAGCGGGGCCAGCGACUCCCUGCGUGUGUUUGGCUGGGAGCCGGACCGCUGCUUCGACGUGGUGCCGGUGGGCUGGGGACGGGUGUCGGACCUGGCCGUCUGCAGCCAGCAGCUGAUCGGCGUGUCCCACCAGCUGUCCAGCGUCUCUUCUUUCGUGGUGGACCUGAAGAGGGUGAAGAAGAGCGGCGGCUCCGUGAUCCAGGGAAUCAUCCAGGACAACCGGCCCCUGGCAGAGCCCAAGGACCCCAAGGGGGCCGCGCUGCGUCGGAGCUACGAGAGGCCCACCACCACCUGCAGCUCUCACAGGGUGAAGCAGCACUCGGAGGCUGACAGGCGGAGCCCUGAGGGAGAGAGGCGGAGCCCCAGCGAGGACGAGGCGGACGAGAAGGUGGCGUCCGCUGAGAUCCACAACGCCGAGGACUACAAGGAUCUCUUCCAGCCCAAGAACGCCAUCUCUCGGACUCCUCCCAGGACCUCGGAGCCGUUCUCCGCUCCUCCUGAAGACGAGACCGUGCUGGCGAUCGGCCGACAGCUGAAGGACAUGAUUCCUCCGUUUCCUGAAAGGCAGCAGGCCCCCCCCCUGGCCACCUCCACCCCCGUCCAGCGGGUGGAGCCCACAGUCAUCUCCUGUGCGAAGCGCCCCGCCCCGUCGGCAGCGGUCCCUGCGUCCGGUGACCCCCCCUCCUCCAGCCAGCCCCCCCCUGCAGCCCCGGUGACCUCCACCAAGUCCAAACAGCCCAAGAUCAUCCUCAGCACCAGGAACGAGCCCAUCGGCCUCAACGUGGCCGACUUCCUGCCGUUCUCAGGGCAGCAGAACUCGGGCAGCCUGAGUGACGAGGAGGCUCUGUCCCAGAUCAAGAAGGGCCACGAGACCAUGUGUGUGAUGCUGAGCAGCCGCCACAAGAACCUGCAGACGGUCCGGGCCGUGUGGACCCGGGACGACAUGAAGAGCGCCCUGGACAUGGCUGUCUCCAUCAGUGACCUGUCCAUCGUGGUGGACAUCCUCAACAUCAUCAACCAGCAGCCGUCUCUGUGGAAGCUGGACCUGUGCACCACCAUCCUGCCCCAGAUCGACAAGCUGCUGCAGAGCAAGUACGAGAGCUACAUGCAGACCGGCUCCACGUCCCUGAAGCUCAUCAUGAAGCACUUCUGGAUGCUGAUCAACGACACGCUGAAGGCGUCGCCGGCCGUGGGGGUGGACAUCAGCCGGGAGGAGAGACACCAGAAGUGCCGAGCGUGCUGCAAGCACCUGAAGAACCUGAGCAACAUCGUGAAGAACCGGGCCCUGCAGGUGGGUCGCCACGGCAGCGCCUUCAAGGAGCUGCAGCUGCUCAUGGUGCCGCUGGACGAGGCGCUCUGACCCGCGGUGCCGGCGGUCCGUGGUCCUCCAGCGGCAGCCCAGCCCGGCCCGGCCCGUCUCCCUCACAGCUCCACCAGUCUGCACCGCUGGAACAGCUUCUGUGUGACCUGUGGGCGGAGCCGCUGGGGGUUCUGCGGUCCGGCCGGCUGCUCCGGCUGCUCCGGCCGGACUUUUCUACUGUUCAGUGUUUCCCGUGUUUAAUUUAAAUAAAGAAGUUAUUGGGUGAAGCGUCUCGUUCCUCCGGCUGCAGGGACACGUCCACAACACGCCAGAGCUCAGCGUGAGCCCGGCCCGGCACAGGUACUUUCAUUCAGUGACAAUAAAUAUUUUUGAAUUGCACUUUGUUUAAUUUAACAAUCAGAUGCAGAUGUUGUUACAAUUAUGAGGCUACUUGAAUAAAUAUAUAUUCAAUUCAAUUUGUAUAGCGUCUAAUACAACAGAAGUUGUCUCUAGGAUCUUUCCAGAGAUCCAGAACAUAAACCCCCGAGCAAUUAUUACAUAAACAAUGGCAGGUAAAAACUCCCCUAGUGGGAGAAAAACCUUAAACCAAACAGUGGCAAGAAAAACUCCCCUUUAGGAGGAAGAAACCUCGACCAGGACCUGGAUCAUAAGGGGGACCCUCCUGCCAAAGACCAGACUGGGGGAGUCAGGGACGUCAGCAGCACAGCAGGCAGGUGGAAGCAGCAGCGGGAUGCCCAGAGGGGGGGCAUAUAUAAAGCAAAUAAAUAUUUUAUGCAAUUAUAACUGAAAACUUUAAUGGUUUCAUACCUUUAAACAUAUUUAAAGGCAAAAAACAUGGCACUAGUUAUGCUGGUGUCCAACAAAACAUUCCUUUUUUAGGCAAAAACAAAAAAAUACCAAAAGUUGUAAUGUAAUGAUGAAAGAAGAAAAAAAAAAUUGAUCUUUAGCCAUACGAAUCGAUUUUUAGGAAUUAAUAUGAGAAUCGAUUUAGAAUCGGAAAGCCGAUCUUUUAAACACAGGCCUAUUCAACUGGCUUUGUUUUAGUUUUAAAAGUAGCCCAAACUGCUUCUCUAAGACCAGUACUUUUGUCUUUCCCGGCUGGUACUGUGUUAGGACACACCUGCAGCCCCCAGACCUUCAUACAGGUAGUAAGACUGUCCUCAUUCUUUUUAAGUGAAUAAAUGAUUGCAUACUGGAAAAAAAAAGUUAUAUAAUGUUCUUUGGAGGAUGCAUCUGCUGAAUAUUUAAUGUCAUAAACAGAUAACUAUGUAUUUAACAGGCAGCAGCUCAAUCAUCUCAAACACCACAACUGAAUCUG